AUGAUGAGACAUUCACUCCUCCAAGUGGUGUUAUUACUGUUCAUCUGCGGUGCUAUGGCCGGACCUGCAUACGCCUGUAAUUACGAUGAAAUCAAAGAGAAGAGCGGUCCUCCUGUCGUUGUGGUGAGAGAAUUACCGAAGAAAGGAGAGGGCGCGUGGCAGGCGUAUACUGUGUCGACAUCUAAUAAGGAGAAUAGUAAUGAGGGUUGGGAACCACUGCGCAUCAAAGUAUCAUAUGAAGAUUUGAAAAGUGAUAAGUACUGUGUAAAAGAGAAAGAAAAGCGCAUGGAUUUUUUAAAUGGGGAAUCUGCUGAUUGUCAUGCUCAUGAUAUUAUGCUGCGAGGGAAAGAGGAAGCGAUCAAAAAUGAAAUUCUCCCUAAGGCUAUCAAAUUGCACACUGAUCGUCUACUCGUUCAGCGGAUGAAAACACCUUUGCAAGUACCAAAGUUCAGCAAACCUUCUGUUUGUUCUCACUUCACAAUUCCAGGCGACCGCGCACCUUAUGGUGUAGAAAAUGCUGAUUUUUUAUUGUAUGUGGCUGCUGGUCCAAGUAAAAAACUGACCUCUUUUACUUGGGCUGUAACAUGUGCUAUUGAUGAUCAAAGUAAACGUCCAAUUGUUGGUGCCAUGAAUAUUCAUCCAAUGCAUGCAGAUUUUACACGAGUUAAUGUUCGUUUGGCUGCACAUGAACUCGCACAUGCUCUUGGUUUUGACUACGAAAGGAUGAAGGAGCGUGGAAUGACAAGGUAUAGUAGCAGUUACCAUGACAACCGUGCGGUUAUUAUAUCUGCAAAGGUACUGGAAAAAGCAAGGGAUCAUUACUCCUGUCUUAGUAUCGAAGAAGUUGAAUUGGAACAUACAGCUGAAGGGAAUAUAACGUCCCACUGGAAUCGGAGUAACAUGAAGGAUGAGUUGAUGAGUAUGGUUUCAAAAGUUGGACAUAUUGAGGGCAUUGGUUACUACACAGCAUUGACAAUUGCAGCAUUUGAAGAUUUGGAAUUUUACAGGGGAGUUUUCGAGAAGGCAGAGAAUAUGAGUUGGGGAUACCAUGCUAAUUGCACUUUUCUCGCUGCCACUUGCAAGGAGAAGGACAAGCAAAUAGAGGCGGGUGACUCAUGCAGUGUGUACCGAGCGGGUUCCUGUUCAUCUGAUCGUUUGGGUUUGACAAAAUGUAUUCCACCCAAGGAAGGGGAAUCCAUCUGUCCUAUCUUUGAGUCAGAUCAGAGUUUUUUUUGUUCCACAGAGGAAGAUGUACCAGAUAGAGGUUUGGGAUUAGUGGGAAAGGAUUCUUGGUGCUUUGAUGUUGAUUAUCUGAACCUUAAAAUCGAGGAAAAUAAUAUGAAACAUGGUGUGUGCGCAGCAGUGAAUUGCAGUGAUAAUGAUGUGUUUAAGGUACAACUUAAAAAGAAUGGUGAGUGGUACAAUUGCCCAAAGGAGGGGGAUGAAUUUAUUAUACCAAAUAAGACAGACAAUCUUACGCACGUGAAAGGAUGGAUAAGGUGUCCCAAAUACUAUGAAGUGUGCACUAUGAAGUCCGAUGGAAGCAGUCGUCUCACUUCGCAUGUACAGGAAAAUACCCCACUGGAAAUAAAAGCUAAAUGGGUAAGCAGCACACCAACUAAUUCCAAUAUAAACGACCCUCCGUAUUCAUCAGUUCAGAGGGGCCAAAGUCCCCAAACGGUGACCGUUAAUAAUGCUCAGCAAACCACAAGCACUACCACUUCUGCAGAUGCAAACAGACAAAGAAGUUCCACAACACCAACUGCUACAGUAAAUAAUAAUGGUAAAACCACAAGGAGCAGUACCGAAUCUACAACAACCCAGGAAUCCGUUAAACAGGAAGAUACUAACAAGAACAGUAAAAAGGCAUCUAAUCGUCGUAAAGAUAACAGCAAGGCUACAAAGGUUUACUCACCACUUGUACUACUUGUUCUCGUUGUUUCGGCUCUGCUGAUAUCAUUUUGA
Molecule: messenger RNA, 1965 nt
Organism: Trypanosoma theileri
Lineage: Eukaryota; Euglenozoa; Kinetoplastea; Trypanosomatida; Trypanosomatidae
Product: surface protease GP63
Exons: 1
Coding region: 1-1965 (654 amino acids)
Biological process (GO): cell adhesion; proteolysis
Cellular component (GO): membrane; cytoplasm
Molecular function (GO): metalloendopeptidase activity
Source: RefSeq, a predicted model, not a curated record